AUGGCCUCCAAUCCACAACUACCUUUGACCGUUGAAAAUGGUCCCCAAACAUCACCCGUCUGCCUCAUUGUACUCGGCAUGGCCGGUUCGGGCAAAACAACAUUUGUACAAAAACUUACCCAAACCUCAUUUGCCAAAUAUAAACCCUAUGUCAUAAAUUUGGAUCCGGCCUGUCGGGAAACCCCCUAUCAUGCUAAUAUUGAUAUACGCGACACCGUAAAUUAUAAAGAAGUUAUGAAACAAUAUAAACUAGGACCAAAUGGUGGUAUUGUAACAUCUCUCAAUUUAUUUGCAACGAAAUUUGAAAAAGUUGUCGAACUGAUACGACGUGCUGGACAACAGGGUCAUAAAUGGUGUAUUAUUGAUACGCCGGGACAAAUUGAAGUAUUUACAUGGUCGGCAUCGGGUACAAUAAUUACCGAGGCGUUGGCUACAAUGUUUCCCACAAUUGUGGUGUAUGUUAUGGAUGUGGUGCGUUCGGUGAGUCCCACCACGUUUAUGUCCAAUAUGUUAUAUGCCUGUUCGAUAUUGUAUAAGGCCCGGCUGCCGUUUAUUGUGGCCAUGAAUAAGAUUGACAUGCAAGAUCAUGAUUUUGCCGUGGAGUGGAUGACCGAUUUUGAGGCCUUCCAAGAAGCCUUGGAAAAGGAACAAAAUUAUAUUAGUAAUUUAACCCGCACUAUGUCCUUAACAUUGGAUGAGUUUUAUAGUGAUCUGAAAACCUGUGGCAUAUCAUCAAAAACCGGUGUGGGUUUUGAUACCUUCUUUGGCCUUGUGGAAGAGGGUGCCAUAGAAUAUGAAAAGGAUUACAAAGCUGAAUACAACAAACUACGCGAGGAAAAACUGAAAGAGCAAACCAAAAAACAAGAAGAGAAAUUGGAAACCAUUGCCAAAAGUAAAGGAGCUGGCAGUGAAAUUAAAUUGACGGGCUUUGUGGAGGAGGUUUCCAGUGGUCGCGAACUUUCCGAUGUCUAUUUAAAACAUCCGGGCAAUGAAAGUUCCGAAGAUGAAGAAGGCAACGAGGAUGAGGCCCCAUCCACCUAUCAAGUUGAACAAACGGAAGAACAAAAUUUCCAACAAUUUGUUAAAAAUCGUAUCGAUACACAAAAUGAAAAAAAUAAACAGCUAAUGUCGGAAUGAGAAGCAAACUAA
Molecule: messenger RNA, 1149 nt
Organism: Musca vetustissima
Lineage: Eukaryota; Metazoa; Arthropoda; Insecta; Diptera; Muscidae
Product: GPN-loop GTPase 1
Exons: 4
Coding region: 1-1137 (378 amino acids)
Molecular function (GO): GTPase activity
Source: RefSeq, a predicted model, not a curated record